This is a messenger RNA of Lepisosteus oculatus (spotted gar), 1374 nucleotides long. RefSeq names its product adenosylmethionine decarboxylase 1 (gene amd1). Gene Ontology annotation, cellular component: cytosol. The record is from RefSeq and is a predicted model, not a curated record. Gene Ontology annotation, molecular function: adenosylmethionine decarboxylase activity. Gene Ontology annotation, biological process: spermidine biosynthetic process; spermine biosynthetic process. NCBI's taxonomy places the organism in Eukaryota, Metazoa, Chordata, Actinopteri, Semionotiformes, Lepisosteidae.
CUCUACACAGUAUGGCCGGCGACAUUAGCUAGCGCUCGCUAAACGGUAUUCUCUGUCAAAGGGAAGACGGCAAAAAAUCAAGCAAACGACACCUGGACUGCUUAAAAAAAACAACACAAGACUGAAUUAACCAUUUCAUUAAGUUAUCCGAACCUCGCCAGGAUUAACGCAAAUCUGAAAAAAUUACAGCCACCAACCCCCCCCCACCACCACCACCCCGACGUGUAAUUUGUAAUUUCUGUUGUCGGUGUCUGUUGUCUCACGAUGGAAGAGAACGGUGCACACUUCUUCGAGGGGACGGAGAAGCUGCUGGAGGUGUGGUUCUCCCGGCAGGACGAGAGCAAGGGGACAGGAGACCUCCGCAACAUCCCCAGGUUUGAGUGGGACAAACUUCUGGAGAAUGUGCACUGUUUGAUCAUAAGUGUGACAAAGACUGACAAGCAGGAAGCUUAUAUACUCAGUGAGAGUAGCAUGUUUGUCUCCAAGAGACGUUUCAUUUUGAAGACCUGCGGGACCACCCUCUUACUGCAAGCACUGGUUCCUCUGUUGGAGCUGGCGCGGGAGUACUGCGGCUUCGAUGCCAUCGAGAACUUCUUCUAUUCCCGCAAGAACUUCAUGAAGCCAGCCCAUCAGGAGUUCCCUCACCGGAAUUUCCAGGAGGAAGUCGAGUUUCUCAGCCAGAUCUUUCCAAAUGGCGCGGCCUACUGCAUGGGGCGUUUGAAUUCUGAUUGUUGGUACCUGUUUACUCUGGAUCUGCCGGAGUUCUGGGAGAACAAGCAGGCGGAUCAGACCCUGGAAGUUCUCAUGAGUGAGCUUGACCCAACGGUUAUGGACCAGUUCUACAUGAAAGACGAUGUUUCUGCAAAUGAUGUCACUCGUAUGAGUGGAAUACGUGACCUGAUACCAGGUUCUGUGAUUGAUGCCACAAUGUUCAAUCCAUGUGGCUAUUCUAUGAAUGGAAUGAAAACAGAUGGAACUUACUGGACGAUCCACAUCACACCAGAGCCAGAGUUCUCCUAUGUUAGCUUUGAAACCAAUCUCUCCCAGUCCUCCUAUGAUGAGCUAAUCAGAAAGGUGGUGGAUGUCUUCAAGCCAGGAAAAUUUGUGACUACACUUUUUGUGAAUCAGAGCUCUAAAUGUCGCAGUGUCUUCUCGUCUGCCCAGAAGCUCGAAGGGUACAAGCGCCUUGACCGCCAGCUGGCCCAGUUCAACGACUACAACUUCGUUUUCACCAGUUACGCCAAGGGCGGCCGCCAGCAGAACCAGCAGAGCUGAGCCGCGGGGAUGAGGAGGAAGCGGCGAGCCGGCGGCGGCCGGCCGGGCCUCCGCGCUGGUGCCGUGGGCCCCAGCCUAGCCUCCAGUGUGAAUUGUAUG